Messenger RNA from Owenia fusiformis, 1852 nucleotides. The record is from the annotation of a GenBank genome assembly. NCBI's taxonomy places the organism in Eukaryota, Metazoa, Annelida, Polychaeta, Sabellida, Oweniidae.
GUUAUUUUAAUACAAUAGAUAACUUUUCAAGAUUUUGAACUUUGCACUUUUUCAUCUAAUUUUCUCCAUAUUCUCUGAGUUGAUGUAGCAGAGAACAAAGCAGUGAAUCAUGGGGUUGUGGGCCACAAUGAAAACAUGGGUGGUGUUCCACAUAUUGUUUGGAUACGUAUUUGUCGUCAGUGGACUAAUUGUGAAUUUUUUCCAACUAUGCUCAAUGGUUGUUUGGCCAUUUGACAGACAACUUUACAGAAAAAUCAACUGUAAUCUAGUCUAUCUACAUUGGUGCCAAUUGACAGCAGGAGCCGCUUGGUGGUCUGGGAGUACAAAUACAGUAUAUAUGGACCCUGAAACCUUUAAACUCGUAGGAAAAGAACAUGCUUUAGUUUUAGGCAACCAUAAAUAUGAUAUAGAUUGGUUAAUGGCUUGGUUGCCUGUGGAGCAUUUGCGAAUGUUAGGCGGAUCAAAGAUCUAUGGAAAGGAGAUGUUAAAAUAUGUACCUCUCAUUGGUUGGGCUUGGUAUUUCUCUGAAAGUAUAUUCCUUAAAAGGCAAUGGGAGAAAGAUCGAGAAAUCAUCAAACAUGACAUUGGAAAACUAUGCGAUUUCCCUAAAGAUUAUUGGAUGACUAUUCUAUUAUUCCCUGAGGGAACCAGGUUCACUGAUAAGAAACAUGCCGCCAGUAUGGAGGUGGCCCGCAAGAAGGGUAUGCCAGAACUCAAGCACCAUCUAUUGCCUAGAACUAAAGGCUUUGUUCUCUCCAUGUACGGAUUAAAGGGAAAAAUUCCUGCCAUAUAUGACUGCACUAUAGGAUUCAGGAAAGAUGGCGCCCCACCAAGUUUUUUCAGUAUUUUAAAUGGUAAAGCCUGUCGCUCAGAAAUGUAUGUCAGACGCUAUGCCACUAAAGACAUUCCAACUGACACAGAGGAGGAGUGCGCUGAGUGGCUUCAUCAGCUCUUCAGAGAGAAGGAUGAGCUGUAUGAUGGCUUUGCAAAGAAUGGUCACUUCACAGGGCCAAAGCAUGACCUCCCACGUACCCCUUAUGACCUCAUUAUCUGGCUUACAUGGUGUGUCAUACUGUCAGUACCUCUCUUACAUUACCUGAUGUCUGUGUUCUUAAUAGGAACAUAUUUACAACAAGUUACAGUUAUUAUAGUAUGCAUUCUAGGUGCAGUGGGUAUCCGUGCAUUAAUAGGAAUCACAGAAACUGAGAAAGGUUCCGACUAUGGAGCAGACAAGAAAAUAUCAUGAGCAAAGCACAACACUUCAGGACAGUCAUGCUUUAUUUAAAAAAGAUGUAUCAAUUUGUUUAGUAUUCUUAUGUUGAGACAAAUUAACUAGGAUUUCAGAAAUGUCACAUUUUAGAGUAAAAUGCCAAGUUGAAUGACAGGAUAUUUUAUGAUACUGUUGUGUUAUUUUAUAUUUAUUAUAAUUAGUCUGAGCAUAUCAUUCACUUCAGAUCAAUAUAACCAUCAUAACCAUUUUAUUAAGAUAAAGUCAUAGUACAAUUUUAUAUAUGCAAUGUGGUCAUGCAUGACUUUGUUUUAUACUGAAUGAAAAGGACAAUUUGAGGAAUAUUUCAAGGAUGACAUUCAUAUGAUGUAAUAAGGAGCAAUGUCAUUUUAUACUCAAAAUAUCAAUGCAAUUGUAUACCAAUAUAUAUAUAAGAAAGAUAGCACAAAGUAAAAUUAUUAUGAAUGUACAGUUAGUUAUAAAACCUAUUGCUUGCUAGGGAUUGGAGAAGUGUAGAGUUUUUGUGGGAUAUUUUAAGUUAUUAAAUCACUCUCAUAUUCUCCUCUCUCUUUGAUUGGUCAAUGUUCUACACAUGACUAAAAAAUAACAAGUGAUAUUCGAAUU